Porites evermanni is the source of this 12061-nucleotide messenger RNA. Lineage: Eukaryota; Metazoa; Cnidaria; Anthozoa; Scleractinia; Poritidae. The record is from the annotation of a GenBank genome assembly.
AUGGAGGAUUAUUCCAGUGCUGAAUUGAGAGCUAAAUAUUUAAAAGACUAUUUUGGAUUAGCAACUUUGGAUCUGCAUGGAAAAGGACUAUUCAGGGUACCUGAUGCAGUCACUGAACUGAGCGAAGUGGAGGAACUUAGGCUUAAAGACAAUAAUCUGACUGAGUUGCCAACGAGUAUUCAAAAGCUGAACAGGCUUCAAAGGCUGGACGUGGAUGGAAACAAUCUUAUUGAAUUACCUGCUGAGAUUGGAGACCUGAAGGAGCUGAGUUGGCUGUGUGUGAGGAACAACCAGUUGGUUGGUUUACCUACCAGUAUUCAAAAGCUGAACGGGCUUCGUGAGCUGUACUUGGAUGGAAACAAUCUUACUGAAUUACCUGCUGAGAUUGGAGACCUGAAGGAGCUGAGUUGGCUGUGUGUGAGUAACAACCAGUUGGUUGGUUUACCUUCCAGUAUUCAAGGGCUGAAUAGGCUUCAAAGGCUGAACUUGGUUGGAAACAAUCUUACUGAAUUACCUGCUGAGAUUGGUGACCUAAAGGAGCUGUGGUGGCUGAGUGUGAGUAACAACCAGUUGGUUAGUUUACCUACCAGUAUUCAAAACCUGAACAGGCUUAAAUGGCUGUUCUUGGAUGGAAACAAUCUUACUGAAUUACCUGCUGAGAUUGGUGACCUAAAGGAGCUGAGGGGGCUGAGUGUGAGGAACAACCAGUUGGUUGGAUUACCUACCAGUAUUCAAAAGCUGAACAGCGCGCUUCAGCUGAGAAAGCUGUACGUGAGUGAUAAUCCUUUAACUGUUGAUGCUAUACAGUUUGCUCUAAAGUUGGAGAAAAGAGGACUGUCCACUGAUAUUGCAGGUGAGGACAAAGAAAGGCUAAGUUAAAUUGAACCCUUAAUAUUACAUUCAUAACAAAUGAACUGCUAAAAAUCUCCCUGAAAAAGAUAAAGAUGAAACAACAACAACAUGAUAUUAAUUUGAGGAGGACUCGGAAAAAAAAUCCGAGUCCCAGAUGGGAUUUGAACCCACGACCCUCCGUGAUCUAGUCGGAUGCUCUAACCACUUGAGCUACUGGAGACUCUAUGGUGAGCAAGGGCCAAUUUGUGGGUCUCGACUGGAACCGCAUCACGCGGCUACACAGCCAAGUAAUGAUAGGCACACAAGAAGUGAAGAACUCACUAACAGCAUCGCGCUGUCACCUUAAAGAAAAAGAUAAAUCCAGAUUAUAACAUCUAAAUAGCGACAGGACACCCAAAGAUUAAUGUGCUGCUCGACUGACUAGGGCUUGCAGCAAUUUUAGCGAUCAGAGACACGCGCCGUUCAAUCAGUUUGAUGUAAAUAAUUUUUUUUAAAAAAUGUAUCUGGUUUUAGCACAAACAAGUAUUUUCCAUAGACUAAAAGGCCAGAGACUCAUUUUUCUUUUUGAAAACUGUAUUUGACCGCAGGAAUUAAUAUUUUAUUUUAUCUAUUUAAUCUUGAAAAAUAUUUGAUUCACGCGCAUUAUGACUGACUGCUGUGAUCUAAGACCGAAAGCAAGGAAUAUCCGUAGGUUCACGUCCUAGUGAAUUAGCCCCCUACAACUUCGCCCUCUACUUUCUGAGUUCACCACGCAUUGGUAUACUCGAAAUUCGAGUUAAAUCACGCACUUAUACCAGACAUUUAUUUGAAUCAAACCUGUGAAUUAUUGAAGGAAAUCUUUGUAAUGGAAACUUUACUGUAUGGUAGGUCGGCGGCAAUUGGUGUCUCGAAAUCUAAGACCUAAAUGACCUUGAAAAAAACUGCAUGAAAACAGAAUCUCCUUACAAGUUGCUUAAUCAAAGAGUGAAGUAAAGUAAAGUCAAACUCACUGGCUUCCAAAAACAAGUUAAGAGGCACGGGACAAGGAAAAAUUAUUGAGUCGCAAUUAUGGCAUGAAUGAAACUUCAAUGAAACAUUUACAACAGCAAGUUAUCAAGUUGAGAGUGAUUUGUUGAAAGCUAACGAAUAUAUAGCUUUGCAAAGUCGCUAAAUUUUCCAGACGUAAAAUACUUUGUCUCACUAAUGGAUAGUUUCAUUUAAUUGCCUUAAAUGUUAAACUUCGAUCUUGAAUAAAGCAGGUUUCCAGGUCUGGUAGUUACUGUGAGUUUCAGCAAACGGCCCUCUGAGAGAGUUCACCUUUCACCGUAACCAAGAAACAAUCAACUUACUUCCUGCUGACAAAACAAAUUACGCCUGCAAUCAAUUGAAAGCUAAUAACUUUUAUAUGUACACUAUUCUAUAAUUUUAUUUAUUUCUACAUUUUAUUGCAUAUACGCACCUUUUUUGUAAUUAAUUUUUAAGUGCCUAUGUGAUUAAAGUAUCUUUUAUUUUUAAUAUUUCAUAAGUUAUUUAUUUUUAUAGCGCAUUUGAUUAUAUGUAAUGUACAUAGAAACAUUGAUGUACACUAAAAUAUUGACUUUCAGAUAGGUUGCAGAUACCCAAAUUAGCUAGAAAGUGUGACAUUUUACAUUGGCGCCCUGUGAUGCAGACCGACAGAUGGUGCGACGGGUAGACGUAUGGUCACGUGACUACCAAAAUUUCUCCGCUAUAAUUCUCUGCAUGUAGCAGCUCUCCUAACCCUAAAAGCCAGUUGGUUCGACACCGUAACUGUGAAAUAAUGGAAAGUAAUGAUAAACAACGACGUGUUAUUGUUUUCUGCGACCAACGAGGAAACACUUUACGAGCAGCUAUUUACUGUUUAGUUUUUAUAUUGAAAACCAGACAAUUAAGCAGAAAUAAGCAAGUACUAAAAAUCUUGAGACAAAAGUAUUUGUUCUCAUUGAAAACUAAAGCAUUCAAACGAAAAGAUAACUGGCAGUUUAUAAAUAUAGUUACGUUUAGUUGACAACCUCCAAUUGAACUGCACAAAGUUAACUACUUUAUGUUGCUUAUACUAAAUGCGAUGAAUUACAUAUAAAUAAAACAAGAACAAGCGAAGAAAAAAAUGUUAAUGCCCAUCCAUAAAUAUCAUAUGUUUAAUGCAAAUGAAAUCACGCAACUUGGUAAAACAAAACUUAAACUUCAUUAAUUUGGAAGAAAGGGAAAUCUAACACCAGCAAGUGCAGAAAAAAUUCCGAUCUCCAGACAAGAAUCGAACUCACGACCCUCCAAAGGUAACGAUAACAGUUAAAGAGUAACUUUCAAUUCACUUACCUUCUGUGGUAUGAUUUCUUUAUUUAUGUCCUUAGUUGUUAGCAUUAAUCUGAGUAGCAGCUGCUAGUAGUCGGUAAACACUGAAUCAUUACUGUGGGUAAAAAGACCAUCAAGACUAAACUAGUAUAUUGCAGUGCGGACAAUCAAACCGGACACUUGGAAGAAGAUUGCUCAAUCACAACGUUUUCUCAAAAUAAAAGAUUCUCAAGUGUUUUUGCAGACAGACCAAUAAAAUUCAAGUAUUGAACUAUCCAACCGUUAAAAUUUUUAAAACCGUUUGAACUUACCUGACCUCUUAAGAAAUAGCCCUCAAAUUGAUGGAUGUUGUUGCAUGGCCCGUAUGCGAAAAAAAAAUUGAGAAUCUCGUUUUCAGAAAACGUUGUGAUUGAACAAUCUUCUUCCAAGUGUCCCGGUUUGAGUGUCCACUCUGUAAGUUUGAACAAAGCAUGCAGAGUUGCAGUUAUGUUUGCCCAUAAAGAGAUGAUCUCCAGGUUACCGGUUGGUUCUAAAAAAAAAAGACUGACGUGAUAAGUAAAACAACACAUUUACGAGGCUCAUGUCUGACACAUGAUUUUAAUUUUUUUUUAUUCUUUGUAGCUCCCAAGGAAAUAGAAGCACGAGGAGAAAGAGCGCAGCUUGUUUAUCAACGUGCUCUUAGAGAUGGAGCUGUUAGUGUUCAGCGUUCUCGGAUGUUGCUUAUUGGUCAGGAUAGGGCGGGAAAAACAAGCUUGAAAAAAUCUCUUAUUGGUCUGCCAUUUAAUCGUAACGAAAAUAGUACUGAAGGAAUUGAAGUGGGUCCGUCAAUCUUUCAAGUGCAUACCGACCAAGUUAAGAACUGGCAACCCAUUGAUAAGAGUGAACGAGGGUUGUUGGGUUGUUCUAACGAGGUGGCACAGAUGGUGGUGAGAAAGCUUUUGUUUGAAGAGGAGGAAGAAGAUGCAGAAAUACACGACAGUGACUGCCUUAAAAAUGAAAAUUACAGGACUGGGACAAAGGCGGAUGAUGCUGAUGGUGAAAAGAGAGAUGAUUCAUUUGUGAAUCAGGUUUGUUUCCAGUUAAAUCUUAACUUUUGUAUUGUACUUUAAUCAAGUAUUGCUUAUAGCAGAAAUUACGGUGGCCCACUUACCCUCACGAAACUUGGUUUAAAAUAGCACCACUCGAUUACGUUAAGCCGUGGUCGAGAGGGGUUCGAAACUGGAUGGGUAACAUUAUAUUGGCCAAAGUGGGAAGUUGGAAGGUAAACGCUGAUAGUUGCAAAUAAAACUUCGACGUUUCGGCAAUCCUGCCUUCAUCAGGGAAGGCUGAUUUUCCCUGAUGAAGGCAGCAUUGCCGAAACGUCUAGAGAUCCUUAUCGCUCAAAUCCCAACAUCGAUGUCAGAAUAAUCGCUCAGGGUUAUUGUGUUAUGCCUUCGUUAGUCUAUCCAUACUUUGAACUUGACAUUGAACAAGAUGAAAUGCACAAAGCAUUGUUUAUUAUAAAAGCAAGAAUCUGAAUAGAUUGAAUGAUUUUGAUCCCUUUUUCUUAAUCGAAGUAUUUUGUAGUAAUUCUCGUAGGGGGCGUCUAAGUCAAUUUAUCAGCGUAGAGGGGAGCAUUUGUUAUAUAAGAGGCGUUUAUUUGGAAGUGGGUAUCUAUGAGGUCAUUUAAGGUAGCCAAGUUAACAAUUAAGGCCUAGGGCAAACGUCGAAUCUAAGUCGCGUCGAAUAAAUUAAAAAUAGGUCCGACAAAGAGUCGACUUAAUUCCAGCGUGGUAACAAACGUCGAACCUGCGUCGAUCCUACUUCACAAGUUGCACUUCAUUGAAACAAUGGGAAUAAGCCCUUGUCCUCGUGCUAUAAGCUCGAUGUGCGGCUAGGUACUGCUACGUUUGCGCAGUCCAUCACAUUUGAAUCAAUUAUUUUGUAAUUUGCAUGAUUUAUGAAUUGAGUUCAGCGCGUUUUUAGAACGGCAUUUGCUGAAACGCCUAACCACUGUCGUAUUAUCUGACUUGUUAAAUCGAACCAGUUGAUUUGAGUCGAACAUAUUUGCGGCAAACGUCACACCAUUUAUGCGCCUAUUUCAAAAUUAAUAGAUUCGACGAAUUAAGUUCGACUAAGCUUCGACGUUUGCCCAGGCCUACCAUUCUGCCUCGCUGUGCGAUCCACGCGCGAUGCAAAUGUAGACAAUUUUUUUUAACUUUCGUUACGCGAAGAAUGAGUCAUGGUAUUAUAUAACGAUAAAAUGUUAUUGUUACUCAGUGUCAGCACUAAACCUUGUUGAUUCAGGUGAUAGUCAUUGAGGACGACUGCAUCGUCACAUUUAAACCAGUCGCACUUUUCACUCAAGCCAUAGCAGAGCUGGUACAAAAUGGCGACUAUCCGUUUUUUAUUUUACUCUAUGCUGUCUGCAGAAUGUGAAGGGUCUGUCACUCCAUCCUGAACUGCAUCAAAUAGCCUUGGUACCCCAGAAGACACACAGACAAGCUUUAAAUGAGUCAUACAUUGGCUCACUUGAAGCUACCAUAAACUCAGACUUUAUAAAUAUCAGGCUUUAAGAUCCUUAAGUUCUCCUCAUGUUAAAAUUGAAUGAAAAGGAAAAGUUAGAGCUAAUUUUCUCUCAUUUUCAAUUUUUUAAUCUUAGCCCAGAUAUGGGCUAGUCAAGGGAGCUAGGCCUUAUUAGUUAUAUCUUAAAUAAUUAACACAUGUGCAGUAGAAAAUACCAAAAACAAAAUUUAUGAAAAGCAAAAAUGAAUGCAAGCAUGGAAGUAUCAGAAGCAGAAAAUUCACUUCAUUGUCUCAGAGAGAAAAUGCAGUUUUAGAUAUGACUAUUAUCUUUACUAUUUUAAGUAUUUUCACUGUUGUGUGCAUAUUUGCAAUUUUCUAGUACGUAGAAGUGUGGGGAGUAAAGGGAAGGAUUUUUCAUGGUUAGGGUUACCUUAAUAAAACACAUCUGUCAUAUGAAACAUCUUGUACCACACUCCUGUAUUGGCUCAUCUAAUUCUUUAUUUUAGAAGUAUAAGGGGUAUCUUGGAGUCAAGAGCCUCCAUAUUACAAAAUUCUGCCUACACCCCUGAAUAAGUUAAGGCAUCCAUAGAUUUAAUAGAUGUCAUUUCUUGAGUUUGGGUCUUCAGUUUUAUAUCAUCUAGUCAAAAAAGGAAACAUACAAUUUCAUAGCCCUGGGUGGGAUAUCUUUGAAAUUUUAUCAGUCGCAGAAUUAGGGCACUGCACCUGCUUUGGCCACUGGUAGUUAGGAUGGGGUAUCUCUGAAAAGUAAUCACUGGCAGAAUCACUGCACUAAGGUUGCACAUCUCUGAAAAACAUGGCGUUCCUGAACCAUAACUGACGUGAAAUCGUAUUAUUGCAAGGGGAUUGUCGCAAGAACAGCAGUUAUGACUAUAUAAACAGACUAGCAUUUAUAAUUUUUUUUCACAGCGUUUUAUUCAAAUCGUAAGCGUCGGACUUUUGUACUCGGUCACAACAUACAUGAAGAGAUUUUUUCCCAGUUAUCCAGUGUUUAAUAGAGGAGUUUUGCAGCUGUUACACAGAAACCCAUCGACGUGUCCGCGCGCAAGCCAAAACACGAAACGAUAAUCACUCAUGGAUCACAAACCGCGCAAAAUUGUGAAUGAUCUGCGACUUAUUAGCCUUGAGACCAAUCUCGCAUAUUACAAAGAAGACUUUGUCUUAUCUGCACGCCACAAAGAUAGAACAGAUGACUAAGACGAUGGUAAUUUUUUUAAAGAGGCGCCAUUUUUCUUUGCUGCAUUCGCUGCGAUCCAAUACUACCACAAACUUGCGUCCAGCGGCUCGCGCAUACUUGCAACGUUACCACUUGCUGUUGCCUUUGCCGAGGUUUCUAUUGAACAAACAAUGACGCAAGACAGUUUUAAUAUUUUGUAUGCAAAUUUUUGUCCUUACAAAGCAACAAACAGGUUUGUUCUGAAUAGAUGUUUGUGCAGGUUUGAAUCUGUUUGGUUGAUGCCCAUCCCCUCAAUGAUAACGUCUUGAAGUUUGAGUUGAUCCAUCCGUGUUUUGGAAUAAUUGUACAGUAAACACCCGCAUAUAAGAACAAAUGGAUUGAGAACAUCAGGCUGAAAUUUGGUUCAUAAAGCACCUUAUAAGUAAGAACCAGUCAGCCUGAUAAAUAAAACAUGUGCUUAUAUAAUAAGGGAGAGGAUGUCAGAAUAAGAAAGCAAUGUAACUGUAUGGUUGGUGCUAGACAAUUACAAAACUAUAACAGAUUGCUUGGCUGAAGAGUCAAUGGUGGCCCCGGUUGAGUUAAUAGUAUGACUGUAAGAAAUAUUUUGAAAAUGUUGAAAUUGUUACAUUUCUACUCGUAAACGUUAAUGAGUUUACUACAUGACAGAUUUAUAUUUUAUUUAUUGAUCUACUGAUUUGUUUACUUACUUAUUUAGUUAUUGGUAAUAAAAAUUAAACUAUGCUUACUAAACCUCUGGUAACAUGUUAAGUGUAGCAUUUCUGAAACAAAGUUUAAAAACUUAUUAAGAACAUCUUCAGGCUGAUUUCUCACUAACCACGUGAUAAAUAAGAACUAGAUCAGCCUGAACCUCGAAAUCAUGUGUUCUUAUGUGCGGGUGUUUACUGUAUCGGAUGAAUAAUUUACAGUCUUAUUAUGUCCUGUUAUAGGUCCCUGAUCCAAAAAAGGAAGGUGUCAGUGAAGUGACAUCAUCAGAGCCUGAACAUGAGAUAAUGAUUGAUACUACAUCACCUCCUGACGAGAUCACAAACCGCGCUGAAGAGUUGAUAAAGUGUGUAAAAGGUGAAAAACGAGCAAAAGUUGUCACCGAAGAAUCCGUUAGUAGUAUUGAUCUGUGGGAUUUUGCUGGACAACAGCUGUACUAUGCAUCUCAUCCUAUAUUUUUAACAUCACGAGCAAUAUAUAUAUUGGUGUGCAAUCUCAGCAAAUCAUUGCAUGACACUGCCCAACCCUGUGUGAGGCAAGGAAAUCAUAAUUUCACGUUGGACAACCCAAAUGGAGAAACAAAUUUGGAGAAUCUGUUAUCUUGGUUAUCCACAGUGCAUAGCAUCACACAGAUGAGAAGACAAACUCGUGACGAUGCAGAAGGAAAGCUGCCUCAUCUGCGUCCCCCUGUGAUCAUUGUUGGCACCCAUGCAGACAAACCGUUUGAAGACAUUGCAACAAUGAAGACAAAAAUACAGAAGGCAAUUGCUGGUAAGGACUAUGAAGGACAUGUAGUGCGGCCUAUCUUCAGCAUUGACAACUCUGCAAAAUUAAUUCAAAGAAGGUUGGAAAAGGUUUUCAGAAAAGAUAAAAACAUUGAUGGCAUCCAAGAGCUAAGAGACAAAAUCAUGGAAGUGUUACGGCAGGAGCCAUACAUGAAGGAAAGGAUACCUGUCAGGUAAAUAAAGUGAAUAAUAGAACACAGAUGUCUUUAGGCGAGAAUUUCCAUGUUAAUUAAGGGUUGAGGUUUGGCAGCAUUAAAACUACAGUGGACAUAUGUACAUACACUGUGGGCCUUUGUCCAGUCCAUAUAGCAUUUUGCUUGCAUAUCCAAAGAGGUCUAUGUUUUACCAGUAAAUAGUUGGCUACAUGCAUAUGGGGAUACAAAAUGCUCGUAUAAGAUACCUAAAGGCUGCUGGCACAUUGUAAGUCAGUCACUUAGGUUGAAGGGCAGUCUAAAGACUUUGCCAGUACUAGGAAAAAGUAAACACGUGAAUACUGAAACAAGCGAACGCAGAAAUAUUACAUAAGUCACUCAAAAACGUCUUUUUUUAAGCUUCGUAAUAUGUGAUGCAGGCCCUCUCUUUUAACAUGUAAUUUAUUCCAAUGCAUUAGUUUACCUAAGAACAAAGGCAAAUGAAAUUUAAACCAAAGAUAAAUAUGAACCACAGAGUCACCCUAUAUCACAACGUUGCUUUACCUUGAAGGAAAUCGACAAAGGAAGGGUUUGAUGGGAGGUGGCUUUCCAGAACAUUUUUAAAUAGAGUCUAUUUAAUAGAGUUGUUAUUCUGAAUAAUAAUUUGGGUAAUAAGCAGCCAUGGGCGCUGAUCAUUUAUAAUAAUCAUAACAAUAAUUUAUUAGUCAGUUUGUAAGGUGCAAAAUAAUAUUUAAAUAUGAUCUUUCGGGGGUCGUUACUAUGGCGGAGCCAAAAGCGUGAUAUAAAAAACUGGUAGAGACAACAUUUUAUUUCCAAACAAAAGGGCGAAAAGUCGCAAAAAAAUAAAAAUUGUCAAGUUUCUCCUCGCUGUUAUGUGGGUGGCUUCUUCUUGUGCAAACCGUGUUGUCAGUGAUUUUUAAACUCUUAACCUUUUUUCAAGAUGUAAUAGAAAAAAGGAAUCACUUUUUGUUCUCCUUGAGGCCAUACACUUUCAGGCUCACUUCUGCUUUGACCAUUUGUACGGCAUGUAAUCUGUAUUUUUAUUUUAUCUCUUUUGCCACCGUUUGUCUCUUUUUUCAUAUUUAUCCCCGAUUGUUUGCGUUGAAUAAUCGUUGAAAGGUUGGGAAAUGCAGCCGCAGACUUUAUUUAAUCUUGCAUUUGACUGUUAGUAAUGAUCUCCCUUGACACAUGAACAAACAGUUCUCUGUUUUUUUCGGGGGGAGAUUGGGGUGAAGUGGGGUUGCUAUUUUUGGGAUUCCUUAGCAUUAAUUAUCAUUUUUUUUUAGCGGUACCUUCGGGACUUAUAAGUGGCCACAUUUUGUGACGUUUCAUUCGGGGUCCGUUACUUUCGGAAUUUUACUUAAGGUGGCCACAAUAAAUUACGUGAGCCCUAAUACCUAAAUGGUUGCCACUUAAAACGUCAGGACUUGUAGAAUUUAUAUUUGAACUUCUCCACAACGGCCACCUUGGGGACAGAAGAUAGUGGCCGUUGUAGAGAGGUUUAAACAAGAGUCAAUGUAUGAAUUGUCCGCCAAAAAAAGUGGCCAUUGUAGAGAGGUGGCCGUUAGUGGAGGUUCGACUGUAGUUAGCUUCUGUGGUUAUGUUAUAUCUACCUGUUUUAGAUUGCGUGCAAACUUCGGCACAUGAAUCGCUUUAAGCCACAAAAACUGCCCGAUGACACGAAUACUUUCAUUCAUCUUUUUAUAAUCUAGGUGGCUGAACUUUGAGAAGGUCCUCAAUGCUUUGCUGUCUAAGAAAGUUUACCAUUUGAACUUGAGGGAACUUCAAACUUAUGUAAGGGACAACUGCUUUAUAAAUGACGAGGAAGAGUUCACUACCAUGGUGGAUUUCUACCAUGACCUGGGGAUAAUUAUCAAGCAUUGCAGCACAGUCAUUCUGAGCGCAGAGUGGUUAAUUGACCUAUUCAAGCAACUGAUAACCAUUCCACCAUUUGAUGAAACGGUAAGCUCCGAAAUACGUUCGUUAAGUGUUUUCAAACCAUUGCAGCAGCUUUCUCUUCUAGCUCUUUUAAUUUAUUUAUUUAUUUAUUUGACAUACAACAGUAAAAAUACAACAACAAAAAAAUGUAAGAUAAGUAGCAAAAGAGACGUGGCAAGGAGACCUAAGACAAACUAUAAAAAGCCUCCUCGAAUUACGGACUUUUUGAUAACUUUGUUGUCAAAUAAACUAAAAAAACUUUGGAUCUUGAAAAAAGGAAAUUUCUUAGUGUUUGUUCGACGUACCAUAGGGUAGACGGUACGAUUGACCUGCACCCAUCCAAACCUUUUAUUUCAUUGGUCCCUAUAACCUGCACUACCUAUAGUUUUCAGGGAUAGGGGCAUUGUUUUUUCACCAUCCCUAUUGUUUUCCCAGCCAAUCACAAACCUUGUUUGGAAUAGGUGUAGGUCGGCCUAGACGGUACGCCUAGGAAUUUCUAGUAUUGUUGCAAGACUGGUAUUGAUAUUGUUUAGGAAAAUUUGGUAUGUAACAUGAAUAUAAUUAUUGGUAUCGUCGGUAAACAAAAUAUAAAAGUAUUGUUAAGACACAAUAACAAUAUUUGUAACGAACGACGGCCAUUUAAUUCAAUAUAUUGCAUUCUGCUUGCAAAACAACUUCUUAUUCAGUCCAGUGCUAAACCACGAUUACCGCAGAUGUUCGAGUUUAUAAAAAAAUAUUGGCAUAAUAUACUGCGUCAACUCUGUUUGAGAGGUCACGAAAAAUAAAGACAUCUUCUAGAGAACCUUUUGAUCUCUCUGCAUUUUAUUACUUAGGAACCCAAGGUUUCCAAACUCUGGCAGGAAGUUAAAGAAAGUGGUGUCCUCAGCAUGGAACUGCUUCAUCAUGUGUUUUCUAAGUUUCUUCUGAAGGGCGCCGCAAAGGAUGACAUUCUGGAUCUGAUGGAACAAUUUGGUUUGAUUGCUAAGUUUUCACCUUCUAAAACUGAUGUAAAGUAUUUUGUGCCAUGCCAGCUCAAAAUGCCACCUGAUUCCAUUUGUGCCAUCGUACCGUCAAGAUCAGACCCUUGUCCUCUUUAUGUUUACUUUGUUACUGGUUCUGUCCCUCAUGGCCUGUUCACACGGCUUGUUUCUCGACUGGUCAGGUGGUGUUCUGAGGCUGGUCCAACUCAGCCCCCUACCCUUUAUCAAAAUGGAGCAUGGUUCGUCAUUGGGAGGAAGAUUGUCCUUGAUUUAGUUCUUAUUUGUAAGAAGCAGUUCAUAAAGUUUUUCGUCAAGCAAAAAAUCCAGCGUCAGAAGAUUUCAGUGGAGGACACAAGUGUGGUAGCGGUGCAGGUGCGCGAGUUUGUGGAGGACACUCUGCAAACGUUGUCACAUGAUCUUCUCUAUUUGCGUGGAGUGCAGUACGAGAUUCGGGUGGCCUGCCCAUACUGUCAGCUGGAAAAGUGCCUAGGCCAUAAUCAGAUGGGUUGUACUCAUGACGACUGUCUUCACCUCCUGGAGUUAAAACAAGGUGACCCACUGAUUUGCAAAAAGAAACCUUCAGAGGAAUUACUUACGGUUAGAGGACAGGAAAAAUGGUUCUCACAGGUGCUAAGUGAGGUA